CCCCCUGACUCUGACCGGGCAAAUCGCUCCAGUUUGCGGGGCUCGGUUUCCAGAGUUGGACGGAUAAGGAUGCUCUCCCAAUUGCAAUCCCGGUGAGAGGACUCCCCCUUCAGGAGGGCAGGAGGAGAGGCGUCGGGGACUACAACUCCCAGCAUGCCCCCGGAAAGCGCGCUACUUCCCGGAAGUGUCCCUGGAGCAAACACGUGGGGCGUGAGGGCAGGCCUAGGUUUCCGAGGCUGUUGUUGCAGUGCGGGAGGCCGAGGCGGAGUGGUCGCUCGGUGUUUUCUGGCCCGUACCCGGAUUGCGAUCGAGUCGGCCGCGAUGUUUCUGCAGUAUUACCUUAACGAGCAAGGGGACCGGGUCUACACCCUAAAGAAAACAGACCCUGCAGGACAACAGACCUGUUCAGCUCACCCAGCCAGAUUCUCCCCAGAUGACAAGUACUCAAGACACCGGAUUACUAUUAAGAAGAGAUUCAAGGUUCUCAUGACUCAACAAGCACGCUUGGUACUUUGAGUUACCUCUGCCCUCCUCCCCAGGCAAUGGCAACCACCAAGAACUCUUACCUGAAGAACCUUUUCCUAGUGGUCAGAGACCUCAUUCAAGAACUCAGAUCUUUGACUCUUAACCCAUUCUCACAAUUUUGAAAUCAUUCCCUUUGUACACUUGCUUCUUAGAAUGUAGUUUGAAUUUGUCUGUGUUCUUUGUAUUUGAUAACAAUCAACUUAAGGUGAAAAAGCCUAAAAUUGUCAUGUCUUUUCAAUUAAUGCUGUUAGCUAUUAAAGCUAAAAUGAUUUAAA
Sarcophilus harrisii (Tasmanian devil) is the source of this 800-nucleotide messenger RNA. It is a transcript of the gene NOP10, whose product is annotated as NOP10 ribonucleoprotein. Gene Ontology annotation, cellular component: box H/ACA snoRNP complex; box H/ACA telomerase RNP complex. The record is from RefSeq and is a predicted model, not a curated record. The transcript has 3 exons. The coding region runs from base 154 to 516 and encodes 120 amino acids. NCBI's taxonomy places the organism in Eukaryota, Metazoa, Chordata, Mammalia, Dasyuromorphia, Dasyuridae. Gene Ontology annotation, molecular function: telomerase RNA binding; box H/ACA snoRNA binding. Gene Ontology annotation, biological process: ribosome biogenesis; rRNA pseudouridine synthesis; snRNA pseudouridine synthesis.